AUGCCUGCGCUCCGACUCCUGGCCCUGCUGGGCGGCCUGCUGGCGUAUGCGUGGGCCGGAUCGGCCCCCUGCGCGGGCAUCGUGGGCGGCAGGAGGGCUAGGUCGCGGGACUUCCCAUUUCUGGCCUCCCUUCAGCGUCAAGGGAAUCACUUCUGCGGGGGCGCCCUGAUCCACAGCCGCUUCGUGCUGACGGCAGCCAGCUGCUUCCGCAUCGGGAACCCCACAACUGCCACAGUGGUGCUGGGGGCCUAUGACUUGAGGCGGCAGGAGCAUUCCAGACAGAUCUUCUCCGUGAGGGGCGUCAGUGAGAAUGGCUACGACCCCCAGGAGAACCUGAACGACGUGCUGCUGCUGCAGCUGGACCGUGAGGCCAACCUGACCAGCAGAGUGGCUGUGCUGCCGCUGCCCCAGCAGAACGCCACAGUGGAAGCCGGCACCAACUGCCAGGUGGCAGGCUGGGGGAUCACAGGACCCAGGGGGCGCCUCUCCCGCUACCUGAGGGUCGUCAACGUCACCGUGACCCCCGAGGACCAGUGUCGCCCCAACAAUGUGUGCACAGAUGUGCUCACCCACCGGGGAGGCAUCUGCCAGGGUGACGGGGGCACCCCCCUCGUGUGCAGUGGCCUCGCGCACGGUGUAGCCUCCUUCUCCCUGAGUCCCUGCGGCAGGGGCGCCGACUUCUUCGCCCGCGUGGCACUCUUCCGAAACUGGAUCGACUCCGUUCUAAACGGCCCAUCGGACGAGCCUGUGGGGGGCCUGUGA
Trichechus manatus latirostris (Florida manatee) is the source of this 762-nucleotide messenger RNA. RefSeq names its product azurocidin 1 (gene AZU1). Gene Ontology annotation, biological process: proteolysis. The record is from RefSeq and is a predicted model, not a curated record. Bases 1 to 762 code for a protein of 253 amino acids. NCBI's taxonomy places the organism in Eukaryota, Metazoa, Chordata, Mammalia, Sirenia, Trichechidae. The transcript is spliced from 5 exons. Gene Ontology annotation, molecular function: serine-type endopeptidase activity.